Molecule: messenger RNA, 3114 nt
Organism: Pteropus alecto (black flying fox)
Lineage: Eukaryota; Metazoa; Chordata; Mammalia; Chiroptera; Pteropodidae
Gene: OVCH1
Product: ovochymase 1
Biological process (GO): proteolysis
Molecular function (GO): serine-type endopeptidase activity
Source: RefSeq, a predicted model, not a curated record
AUGUGGGCGCUGGCCGGAGCUGGUGUGCUGCUGCUGUUCGCCGUGGACCUCCGCACCAGCUCAGGACUGAAAUGUGGAGUUCAAGCAGUUGAUUUGAAAAGUAUGGAGACUGUCUCGGAAUCAGAGUUUUUUACUAUAAUUAUUAGUUGGAGAAAUUCAACAGUUGAUGGACAUCUGUGGCAGGUUUCCCUAAAAUUAUGUGAGCACCAUUUCUGCAGAGGAAGCUUGAUUCAAGGUGAUCUGGCGGUUACAGCAGCACACUGCCUGGUUAGACUCAAUGAGAAGCAAAUUAAGAGUCUGACUGUGAUCGCUGGAGAGUACAAUCUCUUUCAGAAGGAUAAGCAAGAACAAACUAUCCCUGUCUCAAAAAUUGUUAUCCAUCCUGAAUACAAUAGAGUUGGAUAUAUGAGUUCUGAUAUUGCACUGCUGCAUCUAAAACACAAAGUCAAGUUCGGUAAGUACUUAUGUAUUUGGAAAAUAAUAGUACCAGAAAAUAAAAUAAUCUUGAUAAAAUUUACAAGUUUAGACAUAGAAAAUCAAGUUGGAUGUGAUGAUGACUGUGUAUCUUUGCAAUCAAGCAAUGGAGUACUUGUUAAUUCCAAUUUGCUGACAGAGACCAAUAAGGCCAAAGUUACAUUUGUUUCUGAUGCAGAAAAUAGUGGCAAUGGCUUUGAGUUUACCUUUAGAGCUGUACAAAAGAACUCAGAAGCAGGUUCAUGUCGUGGGAGUGUGACUGAAUUUGUGGAAGAAGGGACGAUUCACUCUGCCAGUUACCCUGAUUUGUAUCCCAGGAAUGUAAGCUGUCAUUGGUUCAUUCAUGCUCCAGAGAAACACGUUAUAAAGAUAACAUUUGAGGACUUUAAUACUGAAUUUAACCAAAACUGCAUUUAUGAUGCUGCUGUGAUUUAUAGUGAUCCUGAAGAAGAGCAUGAGUUAGCUAAGCUUUGUGGAAUCUUCAACCCUACUCCAAUAUUCAGUCCCGGAAACAUGAUGGUGAUUCAUUUUAAAAGUGAUGAUGAAAAUAACUUUCGAGGCUUCAAGGCUAGAUUUACUUUUUUGCCCUCAGACUUUUUAAACAAAAUUGGAUCAACAUCACCUCCCCAAAACCAUCCUGUAUCUUCUGAAAAAACUAUUCCCUAUGGUAUCUGUGGCAUCCCUCCAUUUAGCCCCCAGUGGCUUUCCAGAAGAAUUGUGGGAAGGGGAGAAGCCUGCCCCUACUGUUGGCCAUGACAGGUGGGUUUGAGGUUUCUAGGCAACUACCAGUGUGGAGGUGCCAUCAUCAGCCCAGACUGGAUCCUGACUGCAGCCCAUUGUGUGCAAUUGAAAAAUAAUCCCCUCUUCUGGAGUGUUGUUGCUGGGGACCAUGACAGAACUCUGAAAGAAUCAACCGAUCAGGUGAGAAGGGCAAAACACAUCAUCAUGCACGAAGACUUUGAUAGACUGAGCUUUGACUUGUACAUCGCCCUAGUGCAACUGAGCUCUCUUCUGGCAUUCAGCUCUGCGGUGAGGCCGAUGUGUCUCCCACACAGCACGGAGCCUCUGUUUCCCUCUGAGAUCUGUGCUGUGACUGGAUGGGGAAGCGUAAGUGAAGACAGUGGCCUGGCAAAUCGCUUACAACAGUCCAUGUUAGAAAGAGAGAUGUGCGAACACACUUACUAUUUUGCUCACUCAGGAGGGAUAACAGAGAAGAUGAUCUGCACUGGCUUCACAGCUACUGGAGGGAAAAAUUUCUGUCAGGGAGACUCUGGUGGGCCAUUAGUGUAUAGACAUGAAAAAGAUCCCUUUGUCCUCUAUGGCAUCAUAAACUGGGGAGCUGGCUGUGCCCAGUCAAGGAAGCCAGUUGUAUUUGCCAGAGUGAGUGUCUUCUUGGACUGGAUCCAAUCCAAACUCAAAGAUACAAGUUCUGCUUCACUUCAAAUAAAUAAUGAAAGCAAAACCUUAACAAAAAAACAGUUGUCACCACUUACAGCUUCAACAGACAGUGCAUCUGAGCUAGGCUGUUACUCUGAAGUGGAGCUGGAAGAGCCCAAAGGCUUUUUUUCAACUCCAAGAUAUCCACUAGAUUAUAGAGGAAAACUGGAAUGUUCUUGGGUGCUCAGAGUUUCACCAAGAAGUAUGGCAAAAUUUACUGUUGAGUACCUGUCACUCCCUGGAUCUCGUAUGUGUCUAGAUUCAGUUCUGACUAUAUAUGAAGAAAGCCAUGAUAAAUUAUGUGGAGGAAGGCUUUACCCAAUGAUUUUCAUGAGCUCUGGACCACUGGUAAGGGUGACAUUUCAAUCCCUUGUGCAAGGUGCUUUUGGCAUAAGUUAUAUUGUCUUUAGAGUCCAAGAUCCAAAAGGCAGUAAAAUAACAAGACUUCUUCAGAGUGCAAACCAAGGGCAUGUGACCACUUGUAAGGGUGUUAUACUGACCAAACCAGUAGGAACCAUACAUAUCCCAAAAUAUUUUCAUAGAAUCACUAUGAGCUGCCACUGGAGGUUAUUAGCCCCUUUACAUCACAUCAUUCGCCUGGAUACUAUUAACUUCCAGAUGAAGCCAACACCCUUAUUCUGUCAGGGUCACCAGUGGGUUUAUGAAGGAUUUGGAUCAGGCAAGAAAUUAAUAGGAAUAACAGUAGAAAACAAUACAGAAAGAUGGUCAGCUGAAGACAGAUGUGAAAUUCCAGUCAUUGACCCACUUGUAACGGAAGAGUCUAAGAGAGAUACAAAUGUGCUGCCAGCCAAGCUUGGGGAACCCAGGGUGGUUGGUGGCCAUGUUGCUCUGGCAAUGUCAUGGCCAUGGCUGGUCAGUCUGAAGCACCAAGGACAACAUAACUAUGGAGGUGUUCUGAUUGCCAAACAGUGGGUCUUGACAGUGGCACACUCUGCUGACCCUGAAGCGUUGCUUCUCACAAUGCCCCGUGCCCCUGUGGCUCCUCCUGUUUGCAGAAGAGGAGGGUUCGGCGUUGUGAAGACCAUCCGGGUUGUGUCCCAGUACUCCCGGGUGUCUGGCUCCCCACCACCAUUGAGAAAAAUACCAAAUUCUUGGCAGCAGGUUGCUCUCUCUUUUAAGAAAAGACUGAGGUCUUGGCCUCGCCUGGAAGGAGAGUUUCGCACGCCGCUUGGGAAAAUGUGA